Molecule: messenger RNA, 1848 nt
Organism: Osmia lignaria (orchard mason bee)
Lineage: Eukaryota; Metazoa; Arthropoda; Insecta; Hymenoptera; Megachilidae
Gene: PIG-U
Product: phosphatidylinositol glycan anchor biosynthesis class U
Biological process (GO): attachment of GPI anchor to protein
Cellular component (GO): GPI-anchor transamidase complex; membrane
Source: RefSeq, a predicted model, not a curated record
AACUGAUGUACUUGCUUCGGCAGUACAUAUACUAAAAUUGGAACGAUACAGAGAAGAUUAGCAUGGCCCCUGCGCAAGGAUGACACGCAAAAUCGUGAAGCGUUCCACAUUUUUUGUCUUUAUGAAUUAACAAAUGAUUACUAUCUUAACAAUUUUUAAUUGCACUGAAACAUAAAUGUAAAAACCCAUUUUAUGUUCAUGAUUACUUAAAAGUUCACUAUUUUGACGUGAACUAGUAUAUGUACAUUGUAUAAAAUGAAUUCAUAGAAGGGUUGACAUCGCGUGCUAUGGUUUGGAUUGUUGAAAAUGAAAUGUAUUAUCAAUUAAAUUUUUGUAUAAUAACAUUAGAAAGAAGAAGAUGAUGUUAUUGAAAACUGUAUUCUAAUCAAUCGUAAAAAUAUUCUGUAAAGUAAAUAUAUAAAAUGUUUAUUUAAGUACCGGUUGCAUUCCGUAAACAGACCGUAUAAAUACAACGAAUACAUAUGAAUGAUUUCUAAUUUAUUUAAAAAAUGAUGAAACAAUGGUUAUCAAAUUUUAUACUAGCCGGAACUAUUAGAUUUUUGUUGAUGAAUUCUGAAUUCCAAAAAAUUAUCAGUAAUCGUGUGGAAGUAUCAACAGCAUUGAACUCUUGGAAAAGAGUGACUGAAGGAGUGUAUUUAUAUAAUUUUGGUAUUGAUCCUUAUACGGGUGAUUUAUUUCAUGAAACCCCUAUUGGUUUAUACAUCUUCAAUCUGAUACAACAAUAUUUACCACAUUGGGUUUUGUUUUGUUUAUUUAUCUCUACAGAUUUAUUGACAGCUUUACUUCUUGGACUUAUUGCAAAGUACUAUGCAAAUGAAUUGGCUUCUAGAAAAGAAGAAGAGAAAUCAUCAAGUGAAAAUACAAAAAAUCAUGAUGAUGCUUCUAUGAUGUAUACUUCAAUGAUGUAUGUCUCGGCAGGAUAUUUAUUUAAUCCAUAUAUAAUACUAAAUUGUGUUGGGCAUACAACAACAGUAUUCACAAAUUUGUUAUAUUCCAUAGCACUGAUCUCAAUGAUAAGAUGUUCUAUGUUUUGGAGCUGUUUAUCAAUUUCAUUAUUAACAUUACAAGGACUCUAUCCUAUUUCACUCAUAGUGCCAGCAGUAAUUUAUAUUGCUCGUUCUAAUAGGAUAAAGAAAAAAAGAAAUAUUAUAAUUUUUCUGUUGAUGUUUUCAAGCAUGUUAACAGCUCUAGUUUGUAUUUCUUAUUAUAUCAUGGGAAGUUGGUCAUUCAUUUGGAAUACACUGGGUUUCAUUUUAACUGUUCCUGAUUUGCGUCCAAAUAUAGGACUUUAUUGGUAUUUUUUCACGGAAAUGUUUGAGCAUUUUAGAUGGCUCUUUAUUGCUUCUUUUCAAAUAAAUGUCAGUUUGUUAUAUAUAGUACCACUAGCAUUGAGGUUGCGACAUGAUCCAAUGCUAUUAGCAUUUUCUUAUUUAGCAAUUGCUGCUAUAUUUAAACCUUAUCCCUGCAUAGGGGAUGUUGGCUUUUAUAUGUCUCUUUUGCCAUUGUGGAAACAUUUGUUCCAGUAUACACAACAAGGGUUCUUUGUAGGCUGUUUCAUGCUAUUUUGUACAGUUUUUGCUCCCACUGUUUGGUAUCAGUGGAUUUAUUCCAGAUCAGCUAAUGCAAACUUUUAUUUUGGGGUGACAUUAGCAUUUGCCAUAGCACAAAUUUUUUUAUUAACAGAUAUUCUGUUUGCAAGCGUAAAACAUGAAUUUGCAAUACGUCAUGGUAUUAAUAAGGAUAUCAGUGGAAGCACAGCAAAAUUACUUUUAGAAUAAAGUUGUACCUUACAAAUUUUAGCAUUAAAAUUGUUUAUGAAAUUCCAAA